AUGGCGAACGAGGGCGUCGACUGGGCGCUGUCAUUCGGCGACGGCGCCGACGUAGACGACGACGGCCCCGACGUGAAUGCGCAAGCCCCCGGUCCCGCCUCCAGAGGAGGUGCUGGCGGGGCGAAUGAGAAGGCGCCGCAGGAACCGAAGACGUGCCGCGUGACGGGUUGCGACGCGAUUUGUCAGACCGUGCACGAGAUUCGCGCCCGCGCGUGCGCCUCCCACUGCGCCGCGCUGUACGUGCAGCUCGAAGAGGAGCCCGAGGGAACGCAGAGCAGGUUCUGCUAUCAGUGCCACAAGUUCCACACCAUGGACGAGUACAUCACCCCGGAUGGCUCCUUGCUCCAGCGACACAACUGCUACAAGUCGCAGCAGAGGCGCCUGAUGCGCAGACGCAACAAGAGCAACGAGAAGGCGGCCGCCAAUAAGACUCACGGGGGACGCGGCAGGGGUCGCAACCAGGGCGCUAACCCGCAGGCGUACUACCUCUCGCGAGCGGCGGGCGCCAAUCGGCGAUCCUCCGUCGCGGGUGGCGCCGAGGGUGGUAUCGGCGCCGAGGGGGGAGGUGGCGGCGCGCCGGGGACCCCGUCGCCGAUGUACGCGCACGCACGCGAAAGAAACGAAGGACCGGACGCGGGAGCGGGAGGCAUGAUGCCGCCCCCUCCCCGGCGGGUCAGCGGCGGCGUGCUCAUCGAGCCCGUCACGUACGCAAACUACGAGGAACCGGUGGCGAAGACGUACCAGGAGCUGCUGCCCCCGGGGAUGCGAGCCGAGGCCGAGGAGGCGAGCAGGAACACGGCGGCGAUGGACGCGAUGCCCGCGGGACCGGGGGAGAUGACCGAGGAGAUGAUGAGGCGCCUGAGGGAGGAGGCUGUGAGGGCGCACAACGCGCAGACGCUUCGGUUCGGGUCAUUCACCGAGUCGAGCCUGAAGCCGAGGACGGCGCCGUCGGCGUCGUGAGGCGGCGUUCGGAAAGUGACUGAGGCGGAGUCACGCUGUUGUACCGAUACGAUUUUGUCUAUUUUGGAAGUGGACUCGUGGUCAAGCUGUCUUACACAAGACUGGGUGGUCGGGAGGGAGCAAAGCAUUUUCACACUUUCGCAACUUGGGGUUGCGUGGAGUAAAAGGUUUUCCGUGUACAAGUAUUUUAUAUGUCACUGAAUUUCAUACAGAA
Messenger RNA from Micromonas commoda, 1174 nucleotides. Its product is annotated as pe-pgrs family protein. NCBI's taxonomy places the organism in Eukaryota, Viridiplantae, Chlorophyta, Mamiellophyceae, Mamiellales, Mamiellaceae. The transcript has 2 exons. Gene Ontology annotation, molecular function: DNA binding. The record is from RefSeq and is a predicted model, not a curated record. The coding region runs from base 1 to 960 and encodes 319 amino acids. Gene Ontology annotation, cellular component: nucleus.